AUGGCACCAGCGGCCUCGUCUCCCUCUGCAUCUCACUUCAAUGAACCCUUUAUAUCGGCCCUCGAUGCCGCUGCACCCAGCAAUGCAAGUGACGAUCCAAGUUACUAUGCCCGGUAUCCCCGGUCUCUCAUCACUACCUCGAAUAUCGACACAUUCAUGACCGGGACCGGAUCAUCCAUCUAUGAAUCUCUUGCUCCCAUUCUCGAGGCAGCCGACCACGAGCUCAUUCUCGUAACCUGUUUCUGGGCCCGAUCAGCCAGCUUGGACACUCUCAAUAGCGUGCUAAGAAAACUAUCAACCAAAGCCGUAAUACGAGGAACACACAAAAUCAGAGUCCGACUUUGUUUUUCCUCUAGCUCCAUAUUCCAGAAACUCUUCCACAACCAAGGCGUCACAGGCCAAACAUACCCACCCUCAACAUGGGUAAAGAAGCUCGGCCUCCCGGACCCUUCAGAACUCCACGGCCUAAACCUGGAAAUCAAAUCCAUCUUCCUCCUCCCCUUUAGCGUCAUGCACCCCAAAUUCAUCAUCGUCGACCGCAAAACCGCAAUCUUGCCCAGCUGCAACAUAAGCUGGGAAGAAUGGUUCGAAGGCGCCAUCACCCUCACCGGCCCCAUCGUCACGCAAUUCCUAAAAUUCUACCGCUCAUUCUGGGAACGCAAAACAGACGACCCUUCCCCCCUCCCGUCUUCCUCCUCCUCUUCCACCUCAUCAGACACUCCUCUCCACCUCCCCCAGCCCAAACAACUCCCCACUUUAAAAUCCCACGUAACCCUCUCGGCCUCCCAAACCCCAACAAUCUUCCUCCCCAGCCCCCACCACCGCAACCCAACCUUCUCCCCCUUGACCUCUUCAAAAACCCUCCAAGCCCCACCGACACCCUUGAACCUCUUCGUCCUCACCUUGUUCUCAAAAGCGGAACGCAAAAUCACCAUUCAAACACCAAACCUCACCUCCCCACCCGUUCUCUCCGCUCUCCUCCGCGCACUCGCCCGCGGCAUCGAUGUCAAGAUCUUGACUUCCAAGCGCCUCAUGAUCCUCGAGCAGCUGGUCACUGCGGGGACGACGACGGCGCGGUGCGUGCGCAAGUUGAUACGAAAGUACCGUGCAUUGUCGUCUGAGCGUCAGGGCUUGAUCGAUGAGGAGUCGGCGAUUGCGAGUCCACACCCAGGGAGGCUGGUGGUGUCGUAUUGGACGCCACUUGGUGGGAGAAAGGCGAGAGGGGAGGAAGGAGGAGAGGCGCAGCAGUCGCAUUUUAAAAUGGUGAGCGUGGAUGACGAGGUCGUGGUACUUGGGUCUGGCAAUCUGGAUCGCGCGAGUUGGUUUACGAGUCAAGAGCUGGGUGUUGCGUUUUUCGGGAAGGAGGUUGUCAGUGGGAUUUUGGGGGCCGUGGAGGCGGGCGGGAGGGGGAGGGGGAAGGUGGUGUUUGAUAGUGGUGUUGAGUAG
Bipolaris oryzae ATCC 44560 is the source of this 1446-nucleotide messenger RNA. RefSeq lists its product as uncharacterized. The transcript has a single exon. The record is from RefSeq and is a predicted model, not a curated record. NCBI's taxonomy places the organism in Eukaryota, Fungi, Ascomycota, Dothideomycetes, Pleosporales, Pleosporaceae. Gene Ontology annotation, molecular function: catalytic activity. The coding region runs from base 1 to 1446 and encodes 481 amino acids.